UACGAUGGAGAGAAACCCAGUCCCCACGCACACGCGCAGUUUCACAUGCUCUCUUAGUCUCUUUCAUUUUCCAAUUUCUAAGCCCCUCAAAAUUUCCUCUAGGGUUUUCACUCCUUAAAAAAAGGAAAAAGAAAAAUCCCACAAACCAAACCCCGAUGGCUGAAGUCAUUAACAUGCCGGUCGAUUCCCUUGACCGUCGCGGCGGGAGUGGUGGCGGAGGAGGAGGACGCGACAGGAAGGAUAAACCAAACACCGACGAUCAAUCAUCUCCUCCACCACCUCCUCAGCCUCAACGACGCCGUGAGAGAGACUCAAGAGAGAGACGCGAAGACUUCGAUAGACCAUUGAAUCGACGCGGAGGCGACUACCACGAUAGGAAUCGGUCUCCGCCACCUCCGCAACGAGAGAGGGAAAAAGAGUAUAAGAGGAGGAGUAGUACGAGUCCUCCACCACCAUUGCCGUAUAGAGAUAGGAGACAUUCGCCGCCGCCGAGGAGGUCGCCUCCGUAUAAACGGUCGAGGAGGGAGGAUGGUGGGUUUGAUGCUAGGAGAGGAAGUCCUAGAGGUGGAUUUGGAGGUGGUGAUCGAAGGUUUGGAUAUGAUUAUGGUGGUGGAUACGAGCGUGAGAUGGGAGGGAGGCCAGGGUAUGGUGAAGAAAGGCCUCAUGGCCGAUACAUGGGUCGUGGAGGUGGGUAUCAAGGUGGUCCUUCAGAUUGGGAAUCGGGGCGUGGUGGUCAUGGUGAUGCUUCCAACACCGUGUCUGCUCAAAGAGAGGGCUUGAUGUCAUACAAGCAAUUCAUCCAGGAGCUUGAAGAUGAUAUACUGCCAUCUGAAGCUGAGCGCAGAUAUCAAGAAUACAAGUCAGAGUAUAUUUCAACUCAGAAACGGGUUUUCUUUGAGGCUCAUAAAGACGAGGAAUGGUUGAAAGACAAGUAUCAUCCAACCAAUUUGGUUGCAGUCAUUGAAAGGAGGAAUGAACUUGCACGGAAGGUUGCAAAAGAUUUUUUGCUGGAUUUGCAGAGUGGAACAUUGGACUUAGGUCCUGGUGUGAAUGCAUCAUCGUCAAAUAAAUCAGGGCAGGCAAGUGAUCUAAAUUCUGAUGAUGAGGCAGAGGCUGGUGGCAAAAGGAGGAGGCACGGUCGGCCACCAGCUAAAGACGCUGAUCUUCUUUCAGCUGCUCCAAAGGCUCAUCCAGUGAGUUCUGAACCCAAGAGAAUCCAAGUUGACAUUGAACAAGCACAGGCCCUUGUAUGCAAACUUGACUCUGAAAAAGGUGUUGAAGACAAUAUUCUAAGUGGGUCUGAUAAUGAAAAAAUGAGUAGAGAGAAAUCCCAUGGGAGCUCCACUGGCCCAGUUAUCAUCAUACGCGGCUUAACCUCAGUCAAGGGCCUUGAAGGUGUUGAACUACUGGAUACGCUUAUAACCUAUCUGUGGCGAGUCCAUGGUUUGGAUUAUUAUGGAAUGAUUGAAACAAAUGAAGCUAGGGGUCUUAGGCACGUGAGAACUGAGGGAAAGAGUUCUGAUUCAAGCAACAGUGGAACUGAAUGGGAAAAGAAACUUGACUUGCGCUGGCAAGAGAGAUUGAGGGGUCAAGAUCCUCUAGAAGAAAUGACUGCUAAGGAGAAGAUAGAUGCCGCUGCAGUUGAAGGUUUGGAUCCAUAUGUCCGGAAGAUUAGAGAUGAAAAGUAUGGGUGGAAGUAUGGUUGUGGAGCCAAGGGUUGCACAAAGCUCUUCCAUGCUUCUGAGUUUGUGCAAAAGCAUCUCAAGCUGAAACACCCUGAACUUGUGAUCGACCUGACUGCCAAAGUGCGGGAAGAGCUGUAUUUUCAGAACUAUUUGAAUGAUCCAGAUGCACCUGGUGGCACACCUGUUAUGCAGCAGUCAUUACCGAAGGAUAAGCCACAAAGGCGCAAGCUUGGUCCAGAAAAUCGAUUGAAGGAUGAACGUGGCAACCGUAGAGAACGUGAGAAUAGAGCAAAUGGCAACGAAAGAUUUGAUAGGUCUGAAAAUCCACAGUCAGGUGACUUCCAAUCUAAUGAUGGUCCUGAUGGAGGAAAUUGUGAUGAAACAAUGUUUGAUACUUUCGGAGGACAAGGCAUCCGUGUACCUCCUCCUUUCCCCUCAGAUAUAGCUCCUCCACCAGUUUUGAUGCCUGUUCCCGGAGCUGGUCCACUGGGGCCUUUUGUUCCUGCCCCACCUGAAGUGGCAAUGCGCAUGUUUAGAGAUCAGGGUGGUCCUCCUCCAUUUGAAAGUGGAGGUAGAAAUGCAAGGCCUGGGCCCCAGUUAGGUGGGCCAGCCCCUAUUCUUCUAUCACCAGCCUUCCGACAGGAUCCCCGACGUAUACGCAGCUAUCAAGACCUAGAUGUGCCAGAGGAUGAAGUCACUGUUAUAGAUUACAGGAGUUUGUAGGGGUCACUGGUGGUUCAUGGGAGGACUUUCAAAUAUGAUUUUUUUGUUGAGCGAAGGUAAUUUACAUGCUGGGUAGAUGUCUUUUAUUUGAGGCAAUCCAACUGUAGAAGCGUCUCCUUGUACUUGAAGCUGUAAAGGAGGGCACUUCUUUAAAUCCGCACACUGAAUCGAAUCAGUAAUUAGAAGUGGUCCUGAUAUUUUUUCUUCAUCCCUGCCCACUUUGUUGUCUUGAGAAGAUGGUUUUCUGUAUUUAGGGGUGGGAAUAUACAAUUAUUGACAAAAUUGUAUCUGUAGAAUGGCCUUUGUGCAAAGCAGAUUUUCAUAUAGCUGUUGAUUUGUUUUCUGUAGCUUGAGAAUUUUUUUGUUGUUAAUAAAACAAAGUUGGAACCCUAGUGGAUCCGAUGAUAACUAACCAGAUGAAUGGUUGAGUGAGUAUUUAUCA
Molecule: messenger RNA, 2850 nt
Organism: Populus trichocarpa (black cottonwood)
Lineage: Eukaryota; Viridiplantae; Streptophyta; Magnoliopsida; Malpighiales; Salicaceae
Product: serrate RNA effector molecule
Exons: 12
Coding region: 156-2408 (750 amino acids)
Biological process (GO): primary miRNA processing; mRNA processing
Cellular component (GO): nuclear body
Source: RefSeq, a predicted model, not a curated record